Messenger RNA from Rana temporaria (common frog), 1699 nucleotides. RefSeq names its product V-set and immunoglobulin domain containing 8 (gene VSIG8). The transcript is spliced from 7 exons. NCBI's taxonomy places the organism in Eukaryota, Metazoa, Chordata, Amphibia, Anura, Ranidae. The record is from RefSeq and is a predicted model, not a curated record. Bases 179 to 1339 code for a protein of 386 amino acids.
UGGUCACGUCACGCAGAGUACAGGCGUGUCGUGUGUGUUCCAUCACAACACAGAACCGGCAGCACAAGUUCUACAACUUCUGGAUGGAGAGCGCAGGUUUCUCUAGGUGAGGUCUCAUCACACACAGUCCGGAUCUAACAGAAGAACUGCAGCACCUGGAGGAUCCUUCAGGACCACCAUGACUCACCUGUGGGGGGCCGCGCUGAUUGUGCUGCUGGGACUCAUGCCAGCAUGGCUGAAUGCGAUCAAAAUCCAGGAGAUGAGCACCGAGACCAUCAUGAAGGCCAAAGGGGAUUCUGUAACGCUUGGCUGCACCUACGUGGUGGACGCCUCCGAGACGGGGAAUCUAGACAUCGAGUGGUCAAAAAUGAACCCGGACAGCACCGGCCUGGACACCGUGAUCCUCACCUACAUGGACAACCAGGUCGUCGCCAAAGGCCCUGCGGGUCUCAUGAGCCGCCUUACGUUUGUUCAAGCGGAUCCCAGCAAGGGCGACGCCUCAAUCCACAUCACCUACCUCGAUGUUGGAGAUACAGCAACUUACCAGUGCAAAGUCAAGAAGAACCCUGGAGUGGAUUCUAGGAAAGUCACUCUAAACAUUCAAGUGGUACCUACUCAUCCUCAAUGCUGGAUCGAAGGUGAGCAGAGCUACGGAAAAGACGUCACCCUGAAAUGUUCAUCUAAGGAGGGCACCCCACCUGUGACUUAUACAUGGCAGAAGAUAGCCGGACCCGCCAAUCCUGCAACGCCGGUUCUCAACCUGAAACCUUUGAAUGGAGAUUUGCUGAUUAAGAACCUCUCUGACGCCUAUGUGGGAGCCUAUCAGUGUAAAAUAGGGAAUCAGGUGGGGAGCAGCACCUGUGUGGCGGAUCUGACCGUGUCUUCAGCCAAUCGUACCGGGAUCAUAGUCGGGGCCGUUUUCGGGGCCCUCCUCCUCCUCCUACUUCUCCUCCUGCUCAUUUGGUGUCUGAUUUGCUGCUGCAACAAACGGCGAUACGAAAAGGAAAUGGCCAACGACAUCCGGGAGGAUGUGAACGCCCCACCGCCAAGCCGCACCAACAGCCGGGUCAGCUCUGUCCGUACAGCAGCGGGCUACCGGCCACACAACAUCAGCUACUCCCUGCGAAGGUCCUACAACGCAACGCCCAGAGUGGAACCCAACGCCCCGUCCUCGUCUGGAAGCGAUCCCAUUAAAGUCAAGUUUGAUAGUCCUGUGCCGACCCCGGAACCCAUCAUGAUUAUUCCAGAAGCAACCAAAUUUAAUCCGUACAACAUCCAGAGGGUCGGGGGGAUCCCGGUGAUGGUCCCAGCACAUAGCAGAGAAGGAUUCAUCGUCUAGAGAGGAAAUUGGUGAAACGUUUACUUUCUGUAAGAACUUUUCCCACCAUGAAGAUCCCUUCCAAACAGCUCAAGACAUUUGUGAUGGGCGUUGUUGGCCCAAUCUUUCCUAUGAUGUACAUAUUGGGGGAGGGGGGAAUGGAGAGGGUGGAUCUGGUGACGCAGUUGUGUCACGGCCUUGACCGUUCGUGAAAUGGACACCUUCUUAUCUGUAGACCCUGAAGAACAAAUGUUUUUGCAGCCAUGAAAUCCGUGAUCCAUUGCUAAACUUUACUGAUGCCAUUUUGUAUUCGGGGGUUGGGUCUGGAUUAUUUUUGAAGCGGAAAAAUGAUAUUUUGUUAUAUAAAUAUGAUAUGUGAUA